GAGUAGCCGACCAGUUAACAAUAUUUGAAGAGAUAGAUAUUAAAUAAAAAUUAGUUUAAACAGCAGCAACAUGGAGGCCACAUAUUUGGUGCUGAUUCUAUGUUUUAUAGCCGCUCUCGGACAGACAGCGCUGGCGCUCAAAGAGGAAGACUGCGAAGUUUGUAUCAAGACUGUUAGACGUUUUGCGGACACGCUCGACGAUGCAACCAAAAAGGACUACAAACUAAUUGAGACGGAGUUUAAGAAGUUUUGCAAAAUACAAAAGAAUAAGGAGCACAGAUUUUGUUACUACCUCGGUGGCUUGGAGGAGUCAGCGACAGGCAUACUGAAUGAACUUUCAAAACCAUUGAGUUGGUCGAUGCCGGCAGACAAGGUUUGCGAGAAAUUGAAGAAGAAAGAUGCGCAGAUUUGUGACUUGCGUUAUGAGAAACCAAUUGACUUGAAGAAUGUGGAUUUGAAGAAAUUAAAAGUUCGUGACUUGAAAAAGAUUUUAAACGAUUGGGAUGAAGGUUGUGAUGGCUGUCUGGAGAAGACCGACUUCAUACGACGUAUUGAGGAGCUCAAGCCUAAAUAUUCUCAUGGAGAACUGUAAAUACGCCCACUGUCACACCCAAACUAUCUCCACACACACCCACACGCAUACUAUUUUUUAGUUAAUUUACAACUUGUAUGCAUUUAAUUGCAACACAUAGUUUUGAUAGACUUUGAGGAAAUAAUAAUAAUAAUAUUUUUUGAAAUAAAAACAAACAAACGAAAAACACACCGUAACAAAAUGACCUCAAA
This is a messenger RNA of Scaptodrosophila lebanonensis, 783 nucleotides long. It is a transcript of the gene Manf, whose product is annotated as mesencephalic astrocyte-derived neurotrophic factor homolog. Gene Ontology annotation, cellular component: endoplasmic reticulum. The record is from RefSeq and is a predicted model, not a curated record. The coding region runs from base 71 to 592 and encodes 173 amino acids. NCBI's taxonomy places the organism in Eukaryota, Metazoa, Arthropoda, Insecta, Diptera, Drosophilidae. The transcript has 4 exons. Gene Ontology annotation, biological process: dopaminergic neuron differentiation; neuron projection development.